AAUUUUUUCUAGAAAAUCCUUUAAACUUUUUUUUUUAAACCUUUUUUACUAUUUUUACUACUUGUACUGAAAUUCGACAAAAAUUCUACUUAAAUAUAUCAUAAAAAGCUUUAUUUAACGUUUGUUUAUAAGCAUUAAAAAGAACUUAACUUUUUAAUGAAAAAAAAAAAGAAAUUUUUAUUGAAAGGAUAAAAGUGGGUCAGAGGUACAAUUGUGCGUUAGCCCAACAUUUAUUGCUCAUUGGGAAAUUUUUGGGUCAAAGUGUUCACUUUGUUGCGAAUAUAAGACCUAUACACUUCCGUUACCCCUCCCCCCACGCUGUGUCCUCCCGCUCAGAGCGAGAACAUCACCCUGGCCACCAAAUUGGCUGUUUAAUCGAUUCCUGGACAGUUUUGUAGCCUUUUUGGUGUUGCCCAAAUUUUAUUUUGUAUUAAUUUUUGCAAUAAAUCAUCAUGGGAAAUACGGAGAGCAAUGUAACCAGUGGGGUGAAGAAGCAAGCAGGAACAUCCACCCAGGAGCUGUACAAGUUUGUUAAUCUCAAAGGUGGUGGCCUCUUGGUGGACAUGAUGAAGCGUGCUGCACAGAGUAAGCAAUUCGCGGAGAUUGAUCACGCAAUCAAGACAAAAGUGGAACCAUUUCUGUACAACAAGGGUGCUGGAAAGUGGAUUCCAGUUUCCUCGCUCGUCCUGCUGCGGAAUCGCGAACGGCCACGGCAUAAGCAAUUACCGGAAAUUCGUGUCAUGGAGAAUCCAGAUGAUGAUUUCGACAUUAGUCAGUACUGCCCUGAGGUGUCCGAAGCUGAAUACUACACAAACAUGGAGGCAUAUCGGGAUGUUUGUUGGGACAUCAAAGAACGCGGUGCUGUUGGAGAGACAAUUUUGCACCUGUGCCUCCUAAAUGCAACCUCAUUGCAUGCUGACCUGGCCAAGAGAUUGCUGCGCUUCUAUCCUAAACUCAUCAAUGAUAUUUACAUGUGUGAUGAGUACUGGGGCGAAAAUUGUCUCCAUAUUGCCAUUGUGAAUGAAGAUCCAGCCAUGGUGAAGUACCUCCUGGAUGCUGGAUCGGAUGUCAAUGAGCGCUGCUGUGGGAAUUUUAUGUGUCCCGAAGAUCAGAAGGCAUCACGCUAUGAUUGUCCUGAUCAUGAAUACGUUGGGUUGCUUCCAUUCACCAACUAUGAUGGAUACGUCUACUGGGGUGAAUAUCCACUCAGCUUUGCCGCCUGUUUAGGCCAGGAGGAGUGCUAUCGAUUGGUCUUGGCACGUGGUGCCGAUCCUGAUGCUCAGGACACAAAUGGCAACACAGUCCUCCAUAUGCUCGUCAUCUAUGAGAAAUGCUCCACAUUCGAUAUGGCCUACGAAGUGGGAUCAAGGCUAUCCAUCCGGAAUGUUUUGAACCUCACACCACUCACCCUGGCCGCCAAACUUGCACGUGUUGAGAUGUUCUUUCACAUUCUCAACAUUGAGCGUGAAAUCUACUGGCAAUUGGGUAGUGUAACAUGUGCAGCCUACCCUCUAUCUCAAAUUGAUACAAUUGACGUGGAAACAGGACACAUUAGCAAGGAUUCCGCCCUUAAUCUCGUUGUUUUCGGCGAUAAAGAUGAACAUUUGGAACUAAUGGAUGGUGUCCUGAUUGAUUUGCUCAAAGUCAAAUGGAAUACAUUUGUAAAGCGACGCUUCUACCAGCAAUUCUAUCUUUUCGCAACGUACUUCUCCGUAAGCUUAGCUAGCUUCAUUCUGCGUCCUGGACCGGAUAUUGAGGAGGAGGAAGAUGACGAUGCAAAGGUAGUUGUGAGUGAGGAGCAAAAGAAUCACACAGGUUUGCGUGAAAUGUAUAGAAAUUGGGUAAAUGUGAGUGAAUCCAACUUCCUCAGCAAUGAUACCAUCUCAGGAAUUUCUGGGAAUGCAACUGACAUCGAUACGGAUCUUGUGUGGAUCAAUAAAACCAAUCCAUGGUGGAAUACCUACGGAGAUUGCCCACUUAUGAACUUUGAAAGUCCCGAGAGUAAAUUGAGGAUUGUUUCGGAAGUUAUUCUCCUUGUAGGAGCUGUUUUGUACAUCCUAUCUGCUCUUCGGGAGAGUCGUUUCCUUGGCUAUAAGAUGUUUGUUGAGAAUUUGAUGACAGCCCCUUCUCGGGUGAUGUUUCUCUUUUCCUGCUGCCUCAUGAUGGUGAUGCCGUGGCUUAGAAUUUCCUGCUCAACGGAAAUGGAGGAUCAUUUUAUUGUUGUAAUUAUGCUCACAACAGCACCGUAUUUUCUCUUCUUCUGCCGUGGCUUUAAAACCGUUGGACCCUUCGUUGUGAUGAUCUAUCGAAUGGUAAUGGGUGAUCUGCUUCGAUUCGUUUCCAUCUACCUUGUCUUUGUGAUGGGUUUCUCCCAGGCAUACUACAUCAUUUUCUUGUCAUUCGACAACCCCGCUACACCUGAAGGAAUCGACGAUAGCGAAUCAAAUCCCGUUCCAUCACCAAUGGAAUCCUUCGUGGCCAUGUUCCUAAUGUCUCUGGGGAAUUUUGGUGAUUACUAUGGGGCAAUGGAGCUCACAAACCACGAAGUUGAGGGUAAAGUUCUCUUUGUCAUCUUCAUGGUGAUCGUUGGUGUUCUCCUGGUUAACAUGUUGAUCGCCAUGAUGGGCAAUACGUACCAAAAAAUCGCCGAAACGCGCAAUGAGUGGCAACGACAAUGGGCAAGGAUUGUUCUUGUUGUUGAGCGUGGUGUUGCUCCGGCUGAACGUCUCAAGAAUCUCAUGUCCUACAGCCAACCAAUGUCCGAUGGACGUCGUGCACUGGUGCUGCGUCUCAAUAUGUCCGAUGACGACAAGGAGGAGAUGAAGGAAAUCAUGGAAAUGAAGCGUGUUCACGAUAGGUUGCUGAAGAAACGAAUAGCUGAGCGAGAGAAGCGUUUCCAGGAACGACAGAAGCUCCGAGAAAAAUAUACAACCACCAGUUCAUCCCAAGAAUAUCUCACCACAAAAGCUGGCUUUUAACUAGGGGCCUUUGCGUGGAAUUUAAUGAAAAUUAGUUUAAUUUUUCUCUCUAAAAUAAGAGCAAAUAUUGUAGUUUCAUCGUUGUUAAUUUUAGAUUAAUAAAAAAAAUCUCUAUAGCUUUAAAAA
Messenger RNA from Lutzomyia longipalpis, 3104 nucleotides. It is a transcript of the gene nan, whose product is annotated as transient receptor potential cation channel subfamily V member 6. Lineage: Eukaryota; Metazoa; Arthropoda; Insecta; Diptera; Psychodidae. Gene Ontology annotation, biological process: calcium ion import across plasma membrane. The record is from RefSeq and is a predicted model, not a curated record. Gene Ontology annotation, molecular function: calcium channel activity; protein binding. Gene Ontology annotation, cellular component: membrane. The transcript is spliced from 4 exons. Bases 453 to 2978 code for a protein of 841 amino acids.